AUGUAGGAAAUAAGCAAUGCAAUAAUUGAGUUUUUUGAUUUAGUAAUAGAGAAAUAUAUAAUCCAUUUUGCAAAUCCAAAAAGAGAAUGGACAUAUUUUAAAUCAUUAAUAUAAUCCUCCAACAUUGAUUUAAAUAGAAUCCAAACUUAUCUAAAAGUUUUGAAAAAUAGUACUGAAAAACUAAAUUUUACUAAACCUUAAGAGCUUUUGAAAAGAGAUACUUUUACAAAAUAUGUAUCUCCUUUAAGAGAAGAAAAUUAUACUUCAGAAAAUAAAUUAAAUUUUAGAUCAGAUAAUGGAUAAAUAAAUUAAUAUCUUAGUCCGAGAUCAGAUAAUGGAUAACUCAACCAAUAUCUCAGUCAACCCAGAUAGGACAACAUUGUUAAUUAUUAAGCUUUUAAGAAUAUCACCUAGAAAAUUGUAAAUUUGAUGGAUUCCAAUAAUAUUUAAUUUGCAAUUUCAUAAGGAAGACAUUUAAACUUUGAAAAUAGAAGAACUAAUUUAAAUUAUUUGACAUUGCUAGAUAAAUUUCCUAUACUUGAGUAUUGA
Molecule: messenger RNA, 549 nt
Organism: Paramecium primaurelia
Lineage: Eukaryota; Ciliophora; Oligohymenophorea; Peniculida; Parameciidae
Source: the annotation of a GenBank genome assembly